Cyclocybe aegerita is the source of this 720-nucleotide messenger RNA. The record is from the annotation of a GenBank genome assembly. Lineage: Eukaryota; Fungi; Basidiomycota; Agaricomycetes; Agaricales; Hemipholiotaceae.
AUGGAAAACCGCGGUACCGUGCUUAUCGUAGGUGCCAAUCGCGGAGUGGGGUUUGAACUUGGAAGCAAGCUUCUCCAAAGCGGAUAUCUCGUCUACGGGACCCAUCGCCCAGAGACGAAGGGCGACCCUUCAGUAUCCCAGAUGAUUCAACAGGGGAUCAAGUCGUUGGAGAUGGAUUUUACUGACGAGGAAUCCAUCAUCGCUGCAUCGAAGCACUUCUCAGAUCAGCCGCUCGACGUUCUUAUCAAUUGCGCUGGGGUGUACUAUCCUUGGGAUGACAAACCCUUCACAGAGUUAACUGCUGAUGACCUCAUUUCACACUUCAAAGUCAACACUGUGGGACCAUUCCUGACGUCGAAGCAUUUUCUUUCAGCACUGGCCCACAGUAAGGCAGGAAAGAUCAUCAAUAUAUCCUCCGAUCUUGCUAGCAUCGCCGAUAACACGGGAGGCAAUGCUUGCUACCGCAUCUCGAAGUGCGCGCUCAAUCAGUUGACGAAGAACGCGGCCAUGGAUCUGGAGAAGAUUGCUCCAAAUGUGAAGAUAAUUGCAGUGCAUCCAGGCUACGUACCGACGAAGAUGACGGGGUACGUGGGUGAAGAUGACAUGGUAAAAUGUAUUCAGGGUUUGGGAGAGAUUGUAGAGAGGUUUGGAACGCCCGGGGAGGAGAAGCUGCCCAACGGCGGAUAUGUGAGGUGGAGUGGGGAAAUUAUGCGAUACUGA